AUGCCUUACAAGUCUCGUUGGCAGAUUGAGAUCCCUCGAUGUUCACUUCCCACGUUCCUCUUUGGAUCCUCUGCCAAUCUUCCUCACAGUCCUUCUAAUCCUAACAAAGUGUGUCUUGCAGACGCAGCUCGGCCAAACACUCAUUUUUUUACAAGGGCCACAUAUCAGCUCUGGUGUCAACGCUUUGCUUUAGGCCUACAGCAAUCAGGGCUUUUCAAAGAGGGUGAUCGGCUCCUGUUGUUCAGCCCGAACAACAUUUUUGUGCCAGUUGUAUUCCUAGGUACUUUGCUUGCUGGUGGUAUUUUCACAGGAGCAAAUCCGUCCUUUACUCCCCGAGAGCUGGCCUACCAGUUACGUGAUUCCGAAGCUUCCUUGUUGCUCUGCCAUAGCUCCAUUACUGAGUCAGGCAUUCAGGCAGCAAAACGCGCAGGUCUGGAUCUAUCCCGAGUCUUUGUUUUUGACGAUGCCAUCUUCGACGGCACAGGAUCGUCAUCCCACGGUUUGUGGUACUGGAGCCAAUUGGUUUCUCCCAAUCUGGAACAAGCUGAAGUCUUUGCUUGGAACGACCUCACAGGUCUUGGAGAAUGUAACACUACCUUAGCCUUGAAUUACUCAUCCGGGACUACUGGACUUCCAAAGGGGGUGGAAGUCACUCAUCUCAACUACCUAGCAAACACACUGCAAACAGGUCAGACAGUCAAAAAUCACCUAGACUACGAAAAGAGAAGCCUCAAUUCCGCUUCUCUUGCAUAUCUCCCACUGUACCACGCAUACGGCCAAACCGUCUAUAUUGCUCUCUAUUUCCAUCACGAGCGUACGGCAUAUGUGAUGCCCAAAUUUGAUUUCAUCAAAAUGCUAGAGUAUACGGAGAAAUUCAAGGUUUCGGAUAUGAACCUCGUGCCACCAAUCGCUUUGGCCUUGGCCAAAUAUCCAGACCUUGACAAGUAUGAUCUGAGCAGCGUCACCUUUCUUGGGUGUGGCGCUGCACCUCUGAGUAGAGAUAUUGCAGAGCAAGUCGAGAAAAGGCUGAACAAGAAUCGUAAAGAGGAGGACAGGCUGAACUUGAGACAAGGCUGGGGCAUGACUGAAUGUACUUGCUCACUGCUUUAUCCGGAUAUCAACGAAGAAGUUAACACAAACACGGUUGGAGAGCCUAACGCCAACUGUGAGGCCAUGAUUGUCGAUGAAGGUACUGGAAAAGAAAUUACAGCUCGAGGGCCAGAAGCUAGGGGAGAAUUGUGGUGCCGCGGUGAGAAUGUCAUGAAAGGAUACUGGCGAAACCCCAAAGCCACAGCCGAAACGCUCACUCCAGGUGGGUGGUUGAAGACAGGGGAUAUCGCCUACGUUUCCGAGAAAGGUCAUUUUGUCAUUGUCGACCGUAUCAAGGAGCUGAUCAAAGUUCAAGGCCACCAGGUAGCCCCUGCCGAGCUCGAAGCUCUGUUGCUCGAACAUCCGGCUGUCCUCGACGUGGCCGUGGUUGGGGUGUCUAGAUCGGACGGCGACGAGGAACCGAGGGCAUUUGUAGUCAAACAAGGUAAAGUAACUGAGAAGGAGAUCCAAGAUUUCACAGCCUCGAAAGUAGUCAGAUACAAACAUCUGACUGGCGGUGUUACGUUCAUCGAUGAAAUUCCGAGGAAUCCAAGUGGCAAGAUUCUAAGGAGGCAGAUAAAGGAACGUUGCAAUGACAGCGUACGUACAGGAGCACGAUUGUAG
Molecule: messenger RNA, 1713 nt
Organism: Exophiala aquamarina CBS 119918
Lineage: Eukaryota; Fungi; Ascomycota; Eurotiomycetes; Chaetothyriales; Herpotrichiellaceae
Product: 4-coumarate-CoA ligase
Exons: 3
Coding region: 1-1713 (570 amino acids)
Biological process (GO): secondary metabolic process
Molecular function (GO): CoA-ligase activity
Source: RefSeq, a predicted model, not a curated record